This is a messenger RNA of Ambispora leptoticha, 867 nucleotides long. The record is from the annotation of a GenBank genome assembly. Lineage: Eukaryota; Fungi; Glomeromycota; Glomeromycetes; Archaeosporales; Ambisporaceae.
AUGGGCUACGCGUUCACUUAUCCACUCGUGAAACUGGUUGGAGGGAUUAAAGUUGCCGCAUAUGUGCAUUACCCAACUAUAAGUUCAGAUAUGCUCAAAAAAGUACAAGCACGACGUCCAGCAUUCAAUAAUAAUCAACGAAUAACAAGUAGUAUUAUAUUCAGUUACGGGAAGUUAAUAUACUAUUACGCAUUCGCAUUUCUUUAUGGAUUAUCGGGUGGCCUAUUUACAGAUAUAGUAAUGGUAAAUUCAAGCUGGACCAAAAAUCACAUUGAUCAAAUAUGGCGGAUUGAUAGUCAUAUUGUGUAUCCGCCAUGUGAUACUGAUGAACUAGUAACAAGGAUAAAAUUUGAGAAUGAAGAAUUAGCACGUGAGCGCGCUGUCGUCAGUGUUGCUCAAUUUCGGCCAGAAAAAGAUCAUUAUCUCCAAUUACUAUCAUUUCACAAACUAUUGACAGAUCAUCCAGAAUUACGCGAUGGUCCCAACAAAGAAAAUGUUCUCUUUGAAAUUAAUGCGCCAUUCUCAAAAUUGGUGGAUUGGCUUUCUCGAGGACUGAUUGGGAUACAUACGAUGUGGAAUGAACAUUUUGGGAUUGGCGUGGUUGAAUACAUGGCGGCGGGCCUCAUAACCAUUGCUCAUAAUUCAGGGGGACCAAAGAUGGACAUUGUGGUAGACCACAAUGGAUACAAAACCGGAUUUCUCGCAACAGAUCCACAAACAUAUGCUGACGCAAUUUACACAAUCCUCUCACUAUCACCAGAUGAGUACAACACUAUACGCGUAAAUGCCAGAAAUCAUGUGGUUAACAAGUUUUCCGUAAGUGUGUUUGAGGAGAAGGUUUCUGCUUUGUUGAGAGAAUUGUUAUAA